AUGGAGCAGGAGAAGGUGGCAAAGCAAUCUUCUCCCUGCUCAAGCUAUAUUUUUAUGUUUAAUUUAUUUCGCUGCCUGGUGGUGGUGGUUGACGGGAAGCUGAAAGUCCCGAGUGGAAGCGUGGUGUAUUUCCCGGAAAGGAAAUUCAGGCGGCUAAUAAGAGGGAAAGUCCAGUCCGAGCCGGAAACAAGCUCGGAAUUGAGCGACGAGGGUUCUGAAGAACUACGGCGGACGUUAAUGUUUCAUGUACAGCGAAGAAAGGACUCAAAAGCAGGGCAGGCAGGCCAAGAGAAGGAGGGGGGAUUGGAAUGUGAAGAGAUCCAGGCAGCAAGGAAGGGGAAGGGAAGCAGGGAGUGGGGAUAG
Messenger RNA from Aspergillus melleus, 363 nucleotides. RefSeq lists its product as uncharacterized. The record is from RefSeq and is a predicted model, not a curated record. The transcript has a single exon. The coding region runs from base 1 to 363 and encodes 120 amino acids. NCBI's taxonomy places the organism in Eukaryota, Fungi, Ascomycota, Eurotiomycetes, Eurotiales, Aspergillaceae.